Molecule: messenger RNA, 1059 nt
Organism: Malaclemys terrapin pileata
Lineage: Eukaryota; Metazoa; Chordata; Testudines; Emydidae
Product: olfactory receptor 6N1-like
Exons: 2
Coding region: 94-1059 (321 amino acids)
Biological process (GO): G protein-coupled receptor signaling pathway
Cellular component (GO): membrane
Molecular function (GO): G protein-coupled receptor activity; olfactory receptor activity
Source: RefSeq, a predicted model, not a curated record
CUAGCACCCAAGCCCUGAGAAACAAGAGCCCAUCACUUCAAGCUUGGACUGUCCUGUGGUUUCAGCUUGUUUUAUUGUUCCUGGACUCAAACAAUGGCAGACAGAGACUGGGGAAACCAAACAGCCAUCAAAGAAUUCAUUAUUCUGGGAUUCGGGGAUCUCCCUGACCUGCAAAUUCUUCUCUUCCUGAUGUUCCAAGUUAUCUACAUGGCAACCGUGGCGGGGAACACCCUCAUUGUGAUGCUCAUUGUGGUUAACCAGCACCUUCACACCCCUAUGUACUUCUUCCUGGGCAACUUGUCCUGCCUGGAGACCUGCUACACCUCAACCAUCCUGCCCAGGUUGCUGGCCAGUCUCCUGACUGGGGACAAAACCAUCUCAGUCAGUGGCUGCAUCAUACAACUGUAUUUCUUUGGUUCUCUGGCAUGUACAGAAUGCUAUCUCCUAGCAGCAAUGUCUUAUGAUCGGUAUUUAGCCAUAUGUAAACCCCUGCACUAUUCAACUCUUAUGAAUAUCAGGUUUUGCCUCCAGUUGGUUGCUGGAUCAUGGUUAAAUGGCUCUUUGGCUACUGCUAUCUUUGUCUUAUUCCUAUCACAGUUAAUAUUCUGUGGCCCAAAUGAAAUUAACCAUUUCUAUUGUGAUUCCAUCCCACUGAUAGAACUCUCCUGCAGUGACACCCACCAGGUCAUAUUGCUGGCUUUCAUAUUAGUCUCUGUAUUCACCCUGCCUCCAUUCCUACUAACCCUGACAUCCUACGUGUGUAUCAUCACCACCAUUCUGAGAAUCCAUUCCACGACCGGGAGACAAAAAGCCUUUUCCACCUGCUCCUCUCAUCUCAUUGUGGUGACAAUUUUCUAUGGAUCCAUAAUGAUUGUGUACCUGCUACCGAAAAGUGAUACACUGAGAAAUCUGAACAAAGUGGUCUCUCUUUGCUACACGGUCCUGACUCCCCUGGUAAACCCCCUCAUCUACAGCCUGAGAAACAGAGAGGUCAAAGAAGCUUUGUGCAAAGCAGUUAGUAAAUAUGUGGCUUUCACCAAAACAUGCAGAGACUCCUAG